Molecule: messenger RNA, 1289 nt
Organism: Zophobas morio
Lineage: Eukaryota; Metazoa; Arthropoda; Insecta; Coleoptera; Tenebrionidae
Product: paired box pox-meso protein
Exons: 2
Coding region: 181-975 (264 amino acids)
Biological process (GO): anatomical structure development; regulation of transcription by RNA polymerase II
Molecular function (GO): RNA polymerase II cis-regulatory region sequence-specific DNA binding; DNA-binding transcription factor activity, RNA polymerase II-specific
Source: RefSeq, a predicted model, not a curated record
AAAGAACAGCUGUUGCGUGCUAGAUUCUUUUAGUUGCAACAACUAUACGAGAAUACUGUUUUUGUUAGCGGUUAAUUAUUUACACGGUUAAGUUAAUUCAACAUCUGAUGAUACGCUGGAGCAUUGAUAAAGAUCAGCUAGGUGAAGUGACGUUAGUUCUUGUGGUUUUAGUGUUGUUUUAUGGUGGUUUGUGACGAAGAUAUCCUGGAUUUUAUUAGUAUGGAUACCGAAGGCCAAGUUCAGCAGUACGGUGAAGUAAACCAGCUUGGUGGUGUCUUCGUCAACGGCCGCCCCUUACCCAACUCCGUCCGCCUCCGCAUCGUCGAGCUUUCCCAAGUAGGCAUCCGACCCUGCGACAUCUCCCGCCAACUUCGCGUCUCCCACGGCUGCGUCUCAAAAAUCCUCGCCCGCUACCACGAAACCGGCUCCAUCCUCCCCGGCGCCAUCGGCGGGUCCAAGCCCCGCGUCACCACCCCCAAAGUCGUCGCCUACAUCAAGGACCUCAAGCAGAAGGACCCGGGGAUCUUCGCCUGGGAGAUCCGCGACCGGCUGCUCUCGGACGGCAUCUGCGACAAGUACAACGUGCCCUCCGUGAGCUCCAUCAGUCGAAUCCUCCGCAACAAAAUCGGCUCGUUAGUGCACCCCGCGCCCCACUCGCACUCGCUCUACAACGCCAUCUACCCCACGUAUCCGUACCCCCAGCAGAAGCUGCAGACGCCGCCUCCGCAACGCCACACCGCCGCCUCUUGCUGGCCCAGCUCGCACUCGGUGUCGGACAUCUUGGCGGGGGUGCACGCGGCGGCGUUCAGGGCCCCCCACGGGGCGCCUGGGGGAGUCCCCGGACCCACGUCCUCUGCGGAAAGUGCGCAGAACUACAACUAUUACAUGUACUUGCAAAGUGGCAACACCGCGAUGCACAUGGUUAAUCCGGGUAUUAAUACUCACCCCCUGACGGCGCCGGGGACGCAUCUUUGAAACGCGGUCAAGCGAUGACCAAGGAUUGUCAAAAUGUGCCAGUUGGAGGUGUGUGAUAGGAUUAUAAAUUGUUGUCAAUAAGAGUUUGGAAGUGUACUUAACACUUUACAGAACCUUUGCUUGUGUUUUUGUAUGCUUGAGAAGCUUUAAACUGUAACAUUAAGAUGUUGGAUUAUGACUGUACAAAAGCUGUUACGGUUGUCUAUGGAUGUGCCUUGCGUUUUAAGUGUCAUAUCAGAACGAAUUAAACCGGACGUUAUUCGAUAAAGAAACUUUUUAUGUAAGUAGUUACAUUAUUUAUUGUUAACUGUAAU